AUGAAUGGUACCCUUGCUUUCCUGCACAACUGGACGUACAUAACUCAAUCACCUGAAGUUCACUUCGACCAAUUAAUCAGCCAUGGGCCGUAUGCCGGAACCCUGCAAGCGUUUACUACUGGAAUGAGGCUUCGAACACGGUAUUCCCAUCUUCUUUCACUCAAGAAGCGCAUUCGUUUCUGGGCUAGCGACUGCAAAAGAGUUAUUGAUUCGGCACGGUAUUUUGCGUCCGGAAUGUUCGGGUGGAAUUGGGAAACGGGGAACCUGGCAGACCUAGAAAUCAUUCCUGAAACAGCAGACCGUGCGGCAGACACCUUAACUCCUGGAGAUACAUGUAUUAACUACCUAGACGAUCCAGAACAUGGCCAUGAUAAAGGUAUCAACAUGCUAGCGAGGUUUCAGGAGGCUUAUAUUCCCCCCAUUUCUAUCCGGAUAAUGAAAGAUAAUCCAAAUAUAAAAUUCACAAACUCAGAAGUCUAUAGCAUGCAUGAGAUGUGUGGGUUUGAAACAAUGACACGAGGCUCGAGCCCCUGGUGUGACGUUUUCACACGAGAAGAUUGGGAUCAUUUUGAAUAUGCAAGAGAUUUGUUGCAUUACUAUCGUGCGGGACCAGGCAAUCCAUACGCUGCUGCAAUGGGAUGGCUGUGGCUGAACAAAACAGCCGAGUUGCUACUGCAGUCUUCGAACACCGGCAACAUGUUCCUAAGUUUCGUCCACGAUGGAGAUAUUGCUCCAAUGCUCGCUGCACUAGAGAUAUUCAACGAUGCAGAGCCCUUGCCAACAACACACAUCGCAUGGAACCGCAAGUGGAAAACGUCGCAGGUAAUGCCGAUGGGUGGAAGGGUCAUAUUUGAACGUCUGAGAUGCAGAGUCGAAGAAAGCAAGAGAACGGCCUCUUCUGAUGACAGCACUUCUAGUUUUCUACGGAUUAAUAUCAACGACGGUAUUGUCCCACUGCCAGGGUGUCGUUCUGGCCCAGGCGCAAGCUGUUCUCUGGCGGAGUUUGGGGAGCGGGUGCGGUUUAAUGAGAAGCAUGUCAAAUAUAAGCAGCUUCGACAGAAUAUCGCGCUUUGCAAGGUGGCAGGACUUGUCUUGCGGUAUCUUCGAGAGCCAGUUGCACCUCGGGCAGGGUAUUUUCGACAAUCUUACAUUUGUAAGAUGCCUAACCGCACGGGCAAUCCAUCCUCGCGCCAAAGCACCACUGGGACGGAUGCACCACGAGCAAAUGGUCAUGCGUCCAAUGGGCAGGAACUGGGCCAAGGAGGGGGCGAACAUGAUAAUGGCGAUGGUACGAAUAACAACUCUCUACUCGUGGGAGACUUGCCGGAUGUUACGGAUCCGAACACGAACGUCUUUGACUUGGCCUUUUCAGCGGCGCUUCGACAGAGAAGGGGCCAAGAAGCACCUGCGGCUUCGAGCUCAAAUCCUAACAACCACGGCGAAGCCCGGCCAAUGCAGGGGAGCGGCAUUCCCACAAGAACUUGGCCUUCUCAACUUCAGCCCACCCCAGUGCCUGCCUUAAUACCCCUGCCAGAUCUUGGCCCAAGGACUCCUGCGGUAGAUAGGAUACUCUCAAAUAGGAUCCAGCAGCUUUCAGUCGCUGAAGCUGGUGCAAAUACCGGGACAGUGCCGACAAUGCCUGCGAUGGCUAGCACUCUGCCGGACCCCGGCAUGGCUACCACUACCACUACCCACCCGACAGACCCUACAGGCGACGACAAUACUCAGCCAUCUCGCUGA
Messenger RNA from Ophidiomyces ophidiicola, 1740 nucleotides. RefSeq lists its product as uncharacterized. Gene Ontology annotation, cellular component: fungal-type cell wall. The record is from RefSeq and is a predicted model, not a curated record. Lineage: Eukaryota; Fungi; Ascomycota; Eurotiomycetes; Onygenales; Onygenaceae. The coding region runs from base 1 to 1740 and encodes 579 amino acids. The transcript is spliced from 5 exons. Gene Ontology annotation, molecular function: acid phosphatase activity.